Nerophis ophidion (straightnose pipefish) is the source of this 2119-nucleotide messenger RNA. RefSeq lists its product as uncharacterized. Bases 900 to 2084 code for a protein of 394 amino acids. The record is from RefSeq and is a predicted model, not a curated record. NCBI's taxonomy places the organism in Eukaryota, Metazoa, Chordata, Actinopteri, Syngnathiformes, Syngnathidae. The transcript has 4 exons. Gene Ontology annotation, molecular function: sequence-specific DNA binding.
UGUGACGUCACGAGUUCACAUCCUGUCAAACGGACUCCGUCUGUUUCCACUCGACUCUGUGGAGUUUAUACCGAUCACUUUUAGCAAAGACAGCAAAUCCCUUUUGUUCAAUGUGAAUACGCCAGCUCCGUAGUUUGGACAGUAAUGUGUUUGUAUAAGUUUAGAUUGGGGCAUGACGUUUUUUAAUAACGGAAAGACGUUAAAGACUCGUGUUUUCAUGUUAGCAUUUAGGCUAGCUGGCAAACUGACGCUCGUCGGUCUAAGUUGACCAAAGUGUUACCAAUUAUGGAUUUUCCAUCAUUUUGAUUUAAAACAGUUAUUCCAUCAGUCGGGAGUCAAACAUCGGUUAUCAUACAGUUUAUGUGAGUGUAGUACAAGCUAAAAGUUAAAAUCGACGCACAAUAGUUACUGCGCGUUUCAGUCAUUGACGCAUCGGCGACUUUAAUUUACAGGGUUGGGGAGAGUUUCCAUCCAUCCAUCCAUUUUCUACCGCUUAUUCCCUUUUGGGGUCGCGGUGGGGCGCUGGCGCCUAUCUCAGCUACAAUCGGGCGGAAGGCGGGGUACACCCUGGACAAGUCGCCACCUCAUCGCAGGGCCAACACAGAUAGACAGACAACAUUCACAAUCACCACGGAUAAACAUGCCCAGUUGUGCAGCCUGGGGCUGCUUCACUCGCCAGAAAAGUGGGAAGCAUAUGCAUCGUUUCCCCCGCGACCCAGUAAGAAGAAAAGUAUGGGAAGUAAAGGUUCGCAGGGACGGCUGGAGACCCAAUAACUACAGCCUCUUGUGUGAGUGAGAUUAUAUGGUACCUGAAAGUUGGAGGGGUGUGGUGACCGCCAGUGUCUCCAGUGGGAGGAGGUAAGAAAGUCCGCAGCUGCAGGAGGACGCAAGCUGCGCUCAUGUCUACGGAUCAUUUUGAUGAGACACAAUACGAGCAACGUAGAGCUGAUGGCCUGAAGAAGUUGAAACCAAAUGCUGUGCCAACACUGUUCGCAUUCACUACAAAGAUUGUGAAGCACAGAAGACUUCUGAAGAGAAACAGAGUAGAUGCAUCACCACCUCCUCUGUCAAAGAGGAUACGAAUGGAACACUCAUAUUAUCAGCAAUCUCUUCUUAAUGGCACUCGAGAGAAGCCAAUUCAUCUUAGUGAAGAUGGCAUUCAGGAGAACCCAAUUCAUCGUAGUGAAGAUGAGAAGCCAAUUUAUCAUAGGAAAAAUGGCACUCUAAAGAAGCCAAUUUGUUUCAGUGAAAAUGGUACUCGGGAGAAACCAAUUUAUCAUAGAGAAAAUGAUACUUGGAAGAAGCCAAUUCAACAUAGUGAAGAUGAUAAUUGGGAGAAGCUAAUUCACCGUAGUGAAGAUGGUCCUCUGGAGAAGCUAAUUCAUCGUAUCGAAGAUGGUAAUCGGAAGAAGCUAAUUCACCAUAGUGAAGAUGGUACUCUGGAGAACCUAACGCAUCGUCGUGACGAUGGUAAUCGGGAGAAGCUAAUUCAUUGUAGUGACUGUGCAGACGCUAAUCGGGAGAAACUAAUUCACCGUUGUGACGGUGAAGAUGGUAAUGGGGAGAAGCCAAUUCAUCGGAGUGAAAAUGAGGACACACCCGAUAGUCCAGAUGAGCCCAUACACACCUUUGCACCAUGUUCUUUGAAGAGCGCACCAAGUGUUGCAGAGAGUUCAUUAGUCUCUGCAGAAAGUACAUCACAGUCUGCUGAGAGACGCAACGAGAGAUUGAAAAAAAUGACUACCCAGAUAUCAAGACUUAAAAAGCUUUUGGCUAAGGAAAGAAGGGAGAAAAGGAAACUUCUUCAACAGCAAAGUAAUCUGGAGGUGAACAUUUCUAAAGUUUUCAACAGAGAUCAGCUUGGUAAACUCAAACAAGCAAGUCCACGAGGAAUGAAGUGGUCUGCUGAAACCAUCAAAAAAGGGCUCCAAUUAAAAGUUGCAUGUGGAGCUACUGGAUACGAGGCGCUCCUCUCUCAAAAUCUGCCAUUGCCAUCAGCAAGGUCAUUGAGAAAAAGACUGCAUGAAAGUAGGAAUGAAGUGCAUCAAAGACACACACAAAAUUGCCCCCAAAUUAUACUUUGACACAAUAAAAGCAUAUUUGUAAGUUUGUUACUAUA